Poeciliopsis prolifica (blackstripe livebearer) is the source of this 3556-nucleotide messenger RNA. It is a transcript of the gene slc30a2, whose product is annotated as solute carrier family 30 member 2. NCBI's taxonomy places the organism in Eukaryota, Metazoa, Chordata, Actinopteri, Cyprinodontiformes, Poeciliidae. Gene Ontology annotation, molecular function: zinc ion transmembrane transporter activity. Bases 250 to 1452 code for a protein of 400 amino acids. The record is from RefSeq and is a predicted model, not a curated record. Gene Ontology annotation, cellular component: plasma membrane. The transcript is spliced from 8 exons. Gene Ontology annotation, biological process: zinc ion transmembrane transport; response to zinc ion.
UACAAGUCCUGCAAGAUUUUUUUUAAAAGGAGAUAAAAAACUCACAAAAAGCAAAACAUUUGUUUUCUCUUGUGCUUCAGCGCUGCAAUGAAGGAAUUUACGGAUUUGUCCUGAAGACUUGCAGACCCCAGAACAUGAGGUGUUGGCUGACUUUCUGCGUCGACUGAAACUCGGGGGAAAUCGGAUUCUCGUCUAAGGAGGAGGAAGAAAUAUUUUUACAUUAAAAAACAUAAAUCUGAACUUAGAAAAAUGGAUAAUACUCCGACUAAUUCAGAGAAAUCCCAUCUGAUAGACGAGAAGAGCGCGAAGAUGUAUUCCUUAAAAUUACAAAGCUCCUUUGCAGACUCCAAAGAGCACUACCAAGACUUCCCGUUAAAAAACGGAGGAAUGUCCGGUGCUAUGGAGCUGAAGCGGCACGUUGGUGCACACUGCCAUUUACCCAAAACUCUGGUUGGCGAGGAAAGCGGUGACAAGCAGCUAGCCAAGAAGAAACUCUACAUCGCUUCUGCAGUCUGCCUCGUCUUCAUGAUUGGAGAGGUCAUCGGAGGUUACCUGGCUCACAGCCUGGCCAUCAUGACCGAUGCCGCCCACCUCCUCACCGACUUUGGGAGCAUGAUGGUGAGCCUGUUCUCCCUGUGGAUCUCCUCCAGACCGCCCACCAAAACCAUGACCUUUGGCUGGCACAGAUCAGAGAUCCUGGGAGCGUUCAUCUCCGUCAUGUCCAUCUGGAUCGUGACAGGAGUGCUCGUCUACUUAGCCAUCGAAAGGAUUGUACGCAACGACUAUGAGAUCGAGGGCCAUGUAAUGCUGAUCACUUCUGGAUUCGCCGUCAUUGUAAAUAUUAUCAUGGCCUACAUCCUUCACCACUCCACCACGCUCCACCCUCAUGGCAGAGGAUACCAGCAGAUUGACGAGGACGGCCAGAGCCCCGUCAGUCAUGGCCACGCCCACACGCUCCUCGGUAGCCACGACAACACGAGCGUCCGCGCCGCGUUCAUCCACGUUCUCGGCGACCUGCUGCAGAGCAUCGGCGUCACGGUGGCAGCGACCAUCAUCUACUUUCGGCCAGAAUAUAAAGUUGCAGAUCCCAUCUGUACAUUCCUGUUCUCCAUCUUCGUCCUUUUCACCACCCUCACCAUCCUCAGAGAUGUCUUCAGGAUACUCAUGGAAGGAUCGCCUAAAGGAAUCGAGUUCAACUCUGUGAAGGAAGUGCUGCUGACUGUGAAAGCUGUGAAGUCUGUUCACUCUUUACACCUGUGGGCUCUGACUCUGGGACAGUCGCUGGUUUCUGUUCACCUGGCAAUAGAGGAAGGCGCCGACACGCAGUCGGUGCUCCAGGAGGCCACAGAGCUGCUCUGCAACAAGUUUGGUUUCCGGAACAUCACCGUCCAGGUGGAGCUUCACUCUGAAGAGAUGAGCCACUGCUCCCACUGCCAGGACCCCAGGGACUGACCUGCAGACCCCAUUCAGCUGGACCCAAACGGACCCACUCAGAGACACACUCACAACAUUUUCCACAGGUCGGGCUUCACUGCUGACAGUUGUGCCACAUUCAUCCUGCAGCUUCCUGGUGAAGGAGUCAAAUCAGCUUUUUUGGCAGAUCAAUGUGUUGGACAGAAAGUUACAAAAACUUAGACAGCAAACUCAUCCAUGUGUUGGUAAAACAUGCAGAUGGGGCUCCAUGCUAUCGGUCAGUCCUCAAGUUUAGAGCUUCACAUUUGCUUUUCACCUCAUUAAAAAACAAUUUCACAAACAGACAGUGGAGAACACAGCUAACUAAAAAUAAAACCUAAACCUGCAGCACUGGUUCAGCUAUGCAGAAGCUAAUGAGGAAACGCUAAACUUAACUGCUGCGUAAAAAGUUUUCACUCACUAACUAAACUAACCCAAAACUUAAACACAUGUCAAACAUUAUUCAACUGAAAGUUUACAAAACUAAAUUAGUGCUUUAGAAUUUAUCCCCAGAAAAUUAUUCAGCAGAAACUAAGUGAGCUAAAUGUUUUCAAAGUUAUCUAAAAUGCUAAAGAGCUAAACAAAAAACUAUUAUUAAUGCUUUAGUUAAUUAGCAUAAGUGUGCCCACCACUGAAAAACACUAAUAAUAAAACACAGAAAGCAAAAUAUCCCAUAAGAAAAACCAUUAGUAGAAAGAAAGUGGUGGAUAAUUUUAACUAGCUCAGCUGUAUGCAUCGAUUUAAAGUAAAGAAUCUACAGCUUUUAGUGCAAACAUAUAUAAAAAAAACAACCUCUUAGUGCAAGCUGAGAAACAGAAUGUAUGUUAUCAAAUAGAAACUUUUAUGUUGCUCUUAUGAGUGUCACUUUUCCACUGCCAACUGUCCAGACACAAACGUCUCGUCAAUGGAAACCACUGCCUGAUAAUAUUUAUACACCAGAUUGUUGGAGGUACCACUAAGUUCCAGACUUUGAUGAGACACUCGUACUUUUUUCCUUUGCUUUGAAUCAUUGCAAUAAGGUUUUAUUGUUCCAGAAAAAUAAAACCCAGUAGAUCUGCUUGUUCAUUAGUAAAACCUGCUCUCAAAUUUUGGAGAACACAGUAAAAAAUGUCUUUAAGACGGUUUGCACUGAUAUUUUGUUAUCUACAUACAGAGUUCCAACAGAAGCCAUACAAAGUGCUGAAUCCAAAGGUUAUUUUUUUAUGCAAAGUAAAGAAAGAAUUAGAAACAGAAAAGUUGUUGGUGAAAUAAGCUCGUAACCAGAAGAUGAACCUGAAACGUUAUUCAUCGCAUGGAGCAUCUGAUGAUUUACACAUGGAUGAAUUUGAUGUUUGAACACCGACAGUCAUCUACCAACAAUAAUGUCUUCAUGUCUGUUUUUGUCUGCUUUCUGCUGCACAUUGGACAAAAUUUGCAAAGUCAAAAAUCAAUUUCAGAGCUCAUAAAUGUUUGUUUACAUUUGACGUUAUGAUGGCAGUGACCAAAAAUGGUUCCAAAGUUUCUGUUAAUGAGGAAAAAAAGUUUAAAUCUGCUUAUUGCAUAGAUGUGGUUGGUACCAUAUAAAUACAGAUACCUUCCUGAGAUCAAUCACUGUGAAUACUAUCUAUUGGAAGAAACUUUGCAUCUAUGCACAGCUGGUACCACAGAACCAGUCCUUGGUUCUCAGUUUUUGCUAAGAGCAUAGUUUUUUGGGCAAUCAUCACAGAAUGUGUGUAAAAAAAUUAAAGAUUUUUAUAUAAACUAUUCAUUACUGUCCAAGUGCCAAGGGUUCUGCGUGACGAUCCCUACUCUAAAUCCCUCUCUUUGUUCCUAAACGUCUUUUUUGUCUAACAUUUCCCUUAAAUAACAUUUGAAAAUGCUUGGCUUCAGAGUUUGAUCCCCAGUGAAAUGUAGCUUUUCAAUCUAAUUCAGGUUGUUUUAGUGGCAAUUUUUAAUCAAUUUAGUUCAAAUUUGACAAUUAAUUAAGUUUAAAAUAACACUGAAGCCUGAUAUUUACUAGCACUGUGGAGUUCAUCGAAAUAUAGAGGAAAGAAAUAAAAACUGAAGAAAAAUCCAUCACAGAUAGAUAAAAAAUGGAAAUAAAACUCCAGAAGGUUGAUUAAAC